UUUUCAUUCUGUGCUACAACACAGCUACAUGUGAGGAGCGAUGGAGGCAUAAAAUGUACACGUAAUUUAUUUGGAACUGAAUUAAAGAAAUGUGAAUGUAGUUUAAGAUUGGUAGAUUUAAAUUUAAUUGUAAAACGGUAGAUUUGCAAUGAGGAGAACUGUAGUAGCUGAAGAGAAAAUUUUACCGGAGAUUGUGAAAUUGGGCAAAACAGAUGGUUAUAUUCCAGGAUUAAUCAUUGGACAGUGCUCAGAAUCAAGAGAUUUCAUCGUCCAUUUUGCCAAAACACCUUUACCAAUAGGAAAGACGAAUGAUGGAGAAAAUGAUGAAAGUGGUGAUGGUAAAAAAAACCAAAAGAAAAGUCUUGAAAACCUCAGUGAUAUUAAAGAGUCUUGGAUAGUUGACCAUGCAAAACAGGUGACAAGAAUGCUGCCUGGUGGACUGUGGGUGCUAGGGCUGUUUGUCACCGGCACGGGAGAUGUCCUCAGUAACUCUGCUUCCCAGUCCAAGGUAACCUCUCUGCUGCAAGGACUAACCAAAGCUCUUGAGAAGAAUCCCAAUCUUCUUGGGAAUAGUCCUUCCACGGAGAAACUUGCCCUCCAUCUUGUCAGUGGAACUAAUAAGGUAACAUGCAUGAGCUACGAUGUUACUAAGACCACAUCUCCACUGAGAGCAACGGAUUUCAAGUUCACUAACCUCAAAUGGCUCCAGCUGGACUCUCAGUACGACUGUGAUUUGCUUCCUCCUCUCCUUAUCACUGAUCAGUUGACCAACAAUCCUCUUAGGAAACAUUUGCAGAAUAUUUUGGAAAUGGUUAUUCGUGGGGUGCAAAAGUCACUCUGUGUGAUCGAUGGAGAAGUGAGACAGGACGAUGAAGCACUAGACAAGACAGACAGCAGUAAAUGUAGCAAAGCUGAUAAGAAAGCACAAGAAAGUAAAAUAUACCAAGUGAACUUGUACAUUCCGAAUGAGUUGGGUGACAUAGAUGAAACAGUCAGUUCGGUGCUGGGAGAGAUGAAAUGUACAGGAGUAUUAGCAAGUAGGGUGUUUGUACACCAAAAGGCUACUGUUGCUGAGGCAUCUCAGGCUGUUAAAGAAGAUAUUAUUCGAUCCUUUGCUGCCCGCUUGGAGAUGCACUGGGAUUCUUUAGUGGAGGAAGAAAUUGGAUCUCCAGAAGAGACAAUUGUGGUACAUGAACCUCCCCGAAGGGUGCUCAUCCCCCUCCCCUACUCAAAGGUGGCUCUCUCCGACUACUUGUUCCCUGGAGAAGGACCUUCAGAAGCUCUUGUCUCUAUUUUGGACCUCAUUGGAGUCAAAGUCUCAGAAUCAGCUGUCUACAAAGAUUUUGAAGGCCAGCCAGAUCAAUGUGACCUCUACAACCUAACAACAAAUGUUGAUCCACCGAAGAAUGAAGAUAUUUCAGUUUCCCCUCCCAGUCAUUCCCUGUUCCUGCUCUCAGGCAUUGCUAUUGCAUUUGUUAUACUCUUGGUCUCUCUUUUCAUCCAGUUCUACAUUAAAUAAGAGUAAGCUUAUUAUAUACAUUUGUGUUUUUAACUUAUACAUGUUAUUUUGUUUAAUUUUGUCUUGUUAAUUCUUGUGGGAUUUUAUGUAUAACAGAUAUUUUGAAAUAAUAUAUUUUUUAUUCAAAAAGUGA
Molecule: messenger RNA, 1652 nt
Organism: Homalodisca vitripennis (glassy-winged sharpshooter)
Lineage: Eukaryota; Metazoa; Arthropoda; Insecta; Hemiptera; Cicadellidae
Product: protein odr-4 homolog
Exons: 9
Coding region: 149-1519 (456 amino acids)
Biological process (GO): intracellular protein localization
Cellular component (GO): endomembrane system
Source: RefSeq, a predicted model, not a curated record